Phycodurus eques (leafy seadragon) is the source of this 3630-nucleotide messenger RNA. It is a transcript of the gene myorg, whose product is annotated as myogenesis regulating glycosidase (putative). The record is from RefSeq and is a predicted model, not a curated record. The transcript is spliced from 3 exons. Gene Ontology annotation, molecular function: hydrolase activity, hydrolyzing O-glycosyl compounds. Gene Ontology annotation, biological process: carbohydrate metabolic process; skeletal muscle fiber development. The coding region runs from base 157 to 2211 and encodes 684 amino acids. NCBI's taxonomy places the organism in Eukaryota, Metazoa, Chordata, Actinopteri, Syngnathiformes, Syngnathidae.
GUGACUUCGAGUUGUGUGGCAAAGCAAGUCGAUCCUGGUUCGCUUCUUCAUGGUUCGACAACUGUACCGGAGAGCAACAAAGAGGACUCGCUUGAGAACAAUUCCAUGAUCUAUUGAGUGUCAAGUCAAGGAUUUGUCCAUUGAACAGCACAAGUCAUGUACCAGGUUGUACCCGGGGGAGUGGGUGGCACAAUAACAGAUGUUAUCCCCAAGCAGAAACACAGCAAGGACACCAGACCCUUAGUUGGAGCAGGAGUUCUUGGCCUGGUGUUGGUGAUUGCAGCAGUGUCUGCAUGGUCUUAUUACAUUGCUUCGCUGCGAAAAGCUGAGCUGCUAAAGACUCAGCUGCUGGAUUUAAAUAAAGAUGGCUACAUUAUCCGCAAUCAGGGAGGAGCUAUUGUUUUCAGAAUGGAUUUUAGGUCAGGGACAUUGGAUUUGGACUCUUGCACCAAAGAAGGGGAGCUUCUUAGCUGUGGACGCACGACUGAUAGAAGCCUCAACUUCUUCAUUGAGACGGUUCGGCCGAAAGACACGGUGCAGUGCUACCGUGUGCGUUGGGAGGAGCUGGUUCCCGACGUUUCUGUCGCACACGCAAUGACAUACAAGUUUGCCCACUGGUAUGGUGGUGCGGUGUCAGCUAUUCAACAUUGGCCUAUUUCCAUCUCUGGUCAACAGUCUCCAAAACCCUUUGUUACUAGUGACAUCUACUCCAAUCGCAAUGAGUUUGGAGGAAUCUUGGAGAGCUAUUGGCUUUCAUCGAAUGCUACCGCCAUCAAAAUUAAUAAUUCAGUGCCGUUCCACUUGGGCUGGAAUGACACAGAGAAAACCAUGUACUUCCAAGCAAGAUACAACGACAGUCCCUUCAAGCCAAACCCAGGGGAGGCUCCAUGUGCUGAACUUAGCUACAGAGUAUGUGUUGGUUUGGAUGUGACAUCCAUUCACAAGUACAUGGUUCGUCGAUACUUCAAUAAACCAAAUAAAGUGCCUGCCAAAGCCAUGUUUCAGCACCCUAUCUGGUCCACUUGGGCACUUCAUAAGACAGACAUUGAUCAAGAAAAGCUUUUAACGUAUGCUGCCAACAUCCGGAAAUAUAACUUUAACUGCAGCCACCUGGAAUUAGAUGACCGCUACACACACCGCUAUGGAGAAUUUGAGUUUGACCCAAUAAAGUUCCCCAAUGCCUCAUCCAUGUUUCAAAAGCUUAAAUCUGAUGGAUUUCUUGUGUCUCUCUGGAUCCACCCUUUUGUGAACUACAACUCAGAGAACUUCCAUACUUGUGUGGAGAGAGGCCUGUUUGUCCGGGAGCCUACAGGUCAGCUGCCAGCUUUAGUCCGCUGGUGGAAUGGAAUUGGUGGAAUUGUGGACUUCACAGACCCAGAGGCUCGUGAUUGGUUUGCCUCCCAGCUGCGUUCUCUUCGCUCUAAAUAUGGGGUGUCUUCUUUCAAGUUUGAUGCAGGUGAGACCAACUACUUGCCAUGGAAGUUUAGCACCAAAACCCCCAUUCGGGAUCCAAGCUUUUUCACAAGACGUUACACAGAGAUGGCCAUUCCCUACAAUGACAGAGCGGAGCUACGGAGUGGCUACCAGUCUCAGAACAUAUCUUGUUUCUUUAGGCCUAUUGAUAGGGACUCUGUGUGGGGCUAUGAGUUGGGACUCAAGUCUCUUAUCCCCACUGUGCUCACCAUCAGCAUUCUGGGUUAUCAGUUCAUUCUACCCGACAUGAUAGGAGGAAAUGCCUAUCUGAACCGCACUGAUGGAAAUCGGGCAUUACCUGACCGAGAACUCUAUAUCCGUUGGCUGGAGUUGUCAGCAUUCAUGCCCUCCAUGCAGUUUUCUAUCCCACCAUGGGCCUAUGACAAUGAGGUUGUUGAAAUUGCUCGCAAAUACACCGCUCUCCAUCAGAGUAUUGUAGCACCGCGGGUCUUGGAGCUGGCUGGUGAGGUGCUGGACACCGGAGACCCAAUUAUACGACCGUUGUGGUGGAUUGCCACAGGUGAUGAAACCGCCUAUAAAAUAGACUCUCAAUUUCUGAUUGGAGAUGAUCUCAUGGUAGCACCUGUUUUAGAACCUGGAAAGCAAGAGCGUGAUAUUUAUCUCCCUGCUGGUCGCUGGAAAAGCUAUAAAGGGGAGAGGUUUGAUAUCAAAGAGCCACUGCACCUCACAGAUUAUCCUAUAGAUUUGGAUGAAAUUGCUUACUUUGUCUGGGUGUAGAAAGAAGGGAUUUCAAAGUUAAAGAACUUGGUUAGAAAAUUCAUUUUUAUUUUUUUAUUUUUUUUAUUUUUCAGGCUUGUCAUGAAACAGGUCUCAGUUCAAAUUUAAAUAGUCUCUCAUAUAGCCUCAAAACCUCACCCAAGAGCCUUAAAUUUUAAGAGUUCAUGUUUUUCCAACAAUUUGAGUGAAAGAUAGAAAGACCAUUUUAUGUAUAGUCAGUACGUUGUCAAUAUGUCUUCAGAUGAAAUGUACUUACUGUGAAUCAAGACAUAACUCUGCAAUUAUAUAUAGAAGAUGAGGGGAAAGGUGCCAUUACUUGUACGCAUGAGAUUAUUUUACUGUAACUAAUUUUCUUAGUGUACUGACAGGUAUACAAUUGCUCUCAAAAUUAGUAAACCCCCUCUGCAUAUUUUAUUUAUUUGUAGAGUUUACAAACGUGCAGUAGUUUUCAAUGAAAAAACUAUUUCAGUAAACACAACUUAUAUAAUGUAUCUAAUACUGAUCACUUGAAAGUUUAUACAUUUUAAAAAUGUAAUCUAAAAUUGGGGUUGAAUAAUUUUGACUGCAAAUAUAAUUGCACAUUUUGCUUUAAGCUUUUUGUAAAGCAUUGAUCUUCAUAAUAUUUUGUAUUGUUCAACAUACAGUUAUAGCACAGACAAUAACUAUGAAAACUUCGAAAAAGUUAGUUGCUGGGUAGUAAACAUUUGAUACUCUUUCUCAGGUACAGUAAGCCCUUCACUCAGGCUCAGUUUGAAGUGACUGGUAACAGAUUUAUUUGUCUUUUGUGACGCAAAGGCUGCACGAUUAUGGCCAAAAAUAAUAAUCACGAAUAUUUUUGAUCAGUGUUGUAAUCACGAUUAUUAAUCACAAUUAUUCCUCAUGUUAGGAAAAAAUCUCAAUUUUUAUUGCACUACUUUUUAACAAACAAUAUGUAGUAAUUUUCAGUUCAGAAUGAAUCUUUCAAUAAGAAUACACGAUAAUAAUUGAAAAAAUAAAUGUACCCCAAAUUCUACGUUAGCAAGGGCUAAAUAAAUAAAUGUGCGAUUACAAAAUGCGAUCACGAAUUACAACUUAAUGGAAGCAAAUACAGUUAAUGCAUGGAAGGCAAUAACAUUAGGCUGUAAGCAUUGUCAAGGACGGUACGGCUCCAUUGUUCUGCUUGACCAUCGGUCAGUCAUGAGCGGUCAGAAACUGCAAAGAGCUCGACAGUUGUGAUUUCUCUCUCUAUUUACUCCAGGGUUUUUUUCAUUGCGGUGAAGCCACCCGAAAAGUUGAAGUCAAGGCAGCAGCAAUUGUUAUUGUCUUACUACAUGCUGUGCUACAUUUAUGCCAGAUGUAACGAGACACACGCCUUCCAAAAAGCUCAACUGUUAUCUUGUGAGUCGAUAUAAUUAAUAUUCUCCCAACAGUCUUGGGACU